Lodderomyces beijingensis is the source of this 1272-nucleotide messenger RNA. NCBI's taxonomy places the organism in Eukaryota, Fungi, Ascomycota, Pichiomycetes, Serinales, Debaryomycetaceae. The record is from the annotation of a GenBank genome assembly.
AUGAAUCUCUACAUCCCCAUCCCCACAUCUCUUUAUUUCUAUCAAAAUUUGGCAUCGCUGAGUGAUCUCCUGCUCAACACGUUUAUUUUGCAAAGGGUGUUCAACUGCUGGAGAAAUGAAAAAUCAAAACCAACGCGCGUCCCAUCGCGUGGUGAUAAUCCGUUACUCUUCGCCCUCCCUACCCUCACCACCACCCUCGACGCGAUGAACGACAAAUUCAAUGAUUUACCGGGGAUAGAUACAACAAGCCAAGAGGUGUUUGAGACUUCUGACACCGAGGCAGACCAAGCACCAGCACAAGUUUCAAACGAGGAGUUUCUAAGUAGCGCACGGUUUGAUGAGUCAAGAAAACAAUUUCUUAACCAAGUUGUCACCAAUCGAGGGUUUGAUUUCUCGGGCAAUGUCACCAAUCUCAGUGGGUACCAAGUCAAGGAAGUGAGCGAGACUCGGGAGGACAAGUUGAGCCGAAUACGCAGAGAAUUGGAUGAGAUGAGAGUUGAAGACGGAGAGGAGGAAGGUGACGAUGAUGGGGGUGAUGAGGAAAGGAGAGUCCCGGUGGUUGAUGAGUUGUAUUCUGCCUUGUUAGCUUUGAAGCUGAAUCGGCCGGUGAAACCAAAGAUUUUCCAAGCCGAUGACAUGCGGUUGGACUCGAUUUUCGAGUUGGAUAGUCCGACGGCGGGCAUUAAAGCUUCGCAAUGGCGACAGCUUGGCGAGUUUGAACAAGAGUUGAGCCAAUUGGAAAAGAGAAUAGGUCCAAGCGACGCUUCAUCACAAUCUGUGCAGUUUGCAGUGAACGAUCUUCGACGAAAACUAGACACUAUAGAACACCCCGAAAAUUGCAUCACUGCAAUUGAAAAGCAAAUGGAGUCGCUUUUCAAAGAGAUCAACAAGUUGGAGUUGAAUAAAAAGGUAUUUGGAAUUGAAGAAACACCAAAGUUGAAAGUCGACAAGAUUGACAACAUCUAUAACGUCUUGCCCAACUUGAAGCAGUACGCUGACCAUGCGCCUAUUUUGUUGGAGAGAUUGAAAACUUUGAAUUCUGUUCAUAACGAGAUUAUCGAUGCGGUUGAAUUUGCAAACAGCCUAGACGCAACUAUACACGAUGCAAUUGAAGAUAUGAAAAAGUGGGACCAAUCAAUUAACGGCUUGAAUGAAAAGAUUGAUUCUUCAAAGCUGAUAUUUGAAUCGAAUCAAGCCAAGAUAGAGGAGAGAGUUGAUGAAUUGGUGAACAAAGUGAAUCUUUUGCAAAAAAAAAACAGCGCAGCCAGCUAG